Molecule: messenger RNA, 1708 nt
Organism: Cryptotermes secundus
Lineage: Eukaryota; Metazoa; Arthropoda; Insecta; Blattodea; Kalotermitidae
Product: zinc transporter ZIP1
Exons: 4
Coding region: 487-1455 (322 amino acids)
Biological process (GO): zinc ion transmembrane transport
Cellular component (GO): plasma membrane
Molecular function (GO): zinc ion transmembrane transporter activity
Source: RefSeq, a predicted model, not a curated record
GUAGUUCUGAUGCCGCAGGGAAAUAAAUAUUUGCACUGAUAAUUGUAACAUAACUAAUUGUUUUCUGUGUUAAAUUAUUUAGUCCGCAGAGGAACAGAUAUAUAUAUAUCGUUGUUUGUUGUAUGACCGAGUAAGGCUGGGAUGCAGGUUAGGUAACCUAGUGCAAUUAGUGUGCGUGGUAAAUUGCAUCGGUUGGGCAGUCAUGUUCGGUCAUGUUCAUGCCGUUCUUGUCGGUUUUGUAAGACAAUGGUGAGAGAGAUGAAACAAUUCAUGAGUUCAAAGUACAGUAUAUCAAGGCUGAUGAAGACAUGUCAGUUUGCUUAUGAACCUUAGGAAGCUGACGAUUCGUGGAGAGCGAAAAAUAAUGUUCCACAAUAACCAUAGAGGUUACAUUAAUCUUUUUUAUUAUGUCACAUGAAGCUAAUUGAGAGUUAUAAGAACAUAAGAAAUUAAUGCAAUUUUAUUUGUAACUAAAGGGUGAGGACAAUGGAUGUAGUAACAACAAAAUGGAUAGUGCUUGUUACAUUAUUUGUCACAACAUUUAUAUUCAGCAUGCUUCCGCUGAAGCUCAUUUCAAGUCUUCGUAACACAGCUGAUCAUUUAAAACGGGCGAGAUUUGGCCGUAUCAUAAGCUUGCUCAGUUGUUUUGCUGCUGGAGUAUUUAUGGGUACAGGACUGUUACAUCUGUUCCCAGAUGUCACCGAGAUGUUGAGUAAGGCAAAUGUUAACUUAUACAUGAGGUCUUCUUUCCCGGUGGCAGAAUUCACAGUUGCAUUCGGAUUUUUACUGGUCUUGGUUCUUGAACAAAUAGUUCAGGAAUGUAAAGAAAGACGCACUGAAUAUAACAUGCUACAAGGUGGAACUGUAAGGUCAAACCCAGCAAACCAAUCACAAGUCCCAGAAGCAGAGCAUCAAGUUGAAGCUGAUUCCAGCAGAACAGUGAAUGUUCCAGUCUAUCAUGAACCAGAGCCACACCCAGUACUGCGCGCACUUGUUCUUUUAUUUUCACUCUCCCUGCAUUCCUUAUUAGAAGGUUUGGCUGUUGGAUUACAAACAGAUGUAUCUGAUCUUAUCCAGAUCUUUGUAGCUGUUGUGAUUCACAAGACAGUUAUAGCAUUUAGCUUGGGACUUAGUCUCGUGCAGACAGAGCUUUCUUUGGCAUCUAUUAUCAAGUCCAAUUUGCUGUUCAGCAUCACUUCACCACUGGGAAUAUGUUCUGCAAUAGCGCUACAGCAAUUUGGACACAGUUUAAAUUCAUCUAUUACAAAUGGUAUUCUCCAGGGACUAGCAUGUGGUACAUUUGUAUAUGUUACCUUCUUUGAGGUACUUCCUCAUGAACUCAAUCAGAAAGAAAAUCGUUUAUUAAAGCUGCUGGCCUUGUUACUUGGGUUUUCUGUGGUUUGUUUUGUUCUUUUCCUAGAUCCAGCAGAGUCUCCACACUGUUCACAUCCGUAAAACCAAGUAACAGUGUUUUGUUAUAGUCAGCUUAGAAUAAAUAGACAUCUGGAAUUACAUGUCAACUAUAAAAUGAAAGAGUUGAAAAAGUUCAUUUCUGCAGAUAUUUGAUAGUACAGUUAUGCUAACAUCACAGCAGUGUGUGUUUGAGACACUACAGUAACAACUAAAGCAGAAAAAAAUGUCAAUAAAUUGUCCUUAAAACACAGUUAAAGCUACCCCUGUAGGGUUGUGAGAUGUUGAAGCUCCCACA